Molecule: messenger RNA, 3440 nt
Organism: Suillus bovinus
Lineage: Eukaryota; Fungi; Basidiomycota; Agaricomycetes; Boletales; Suillaceae
Product: CHAT domain-containing protein
Exons: 3
Coding region: 104-3244 (1046 amino acids)
Molecular function (GO): protein binding
Source: RefSeq, a predicted model, not a curated record
UGAACUUCUGACAGGAUGCGAGAACUGAUCUUUGGUUUAUAGAUCAUCAUAUACCUCACCUGCGUUGUCAUUAGAGAUCAGGGCAUCCUAUGAGCUUGGUCGAAUGCUAGGCGGUGGGGAGGUCAUCGGAGAACUUGAGGUGUCGUGGGAUGAACUUCUCGAUCAUGGAGACGAGCCAUUUGAUUUGUCCUGUCCACACGUGCGCGGUGUCCAACCUUCCAUCACACUGAAGGUUGCUGUUGUACAUGCUUGCGACAAUCAAAACGACACACUGUUUGAUUCCCUCGUAGACGGCAAUAUUUUCCGAGACACAGAUGCGGGCCACGCACAAUUUGCCACAUACGUGACAAGCAAGAAUGACUCUCACCUCCAUGAUGCUGUACAGCAUUUUCAGUCAGUUCUAGACCAAUGUCCGGUCAGCCAUCCAGACCAUGCAACGGCUCUCACAAACCUCGCGUGGGCCCGCCUUCGAGGUUACAUUCUAAAUGAUCUUCAAGACAUUGAUACUACUACUUCUCUCUUCCGCGUCGCCCUUGCAUUACGUCCGCAGCCCCAUCCUGAUCAUCUGUUAUCUCUGUAUAAUCUCACUGAAGCACUGACUUGGCGCCACAACAAAAAAAGUACUGCUGCCGACAUCCGCGAAGCCGCCUACCUCUAUUAUGAGUUACUGCCUCUCUGUCCAGAGGGAACGUACCUUCAUAGCAUUGCGGCAGGAAACAAUGGUGUGGACUAUGUGAUCGGCGGAUGCAACAAUUUUCCAAAAGAUCCAUCUGAUGAAGGCAUCCACCUUCGAAGAGUCAUCCUCGAACUCUGUCCUCUGGGCCAUAAACUCCGUCCCAGAGCCCUCGACAGAUUUGCACAAGCAGUUGAAGCCCGCUAUUAUCAGCAUGGCAGCAUCGAUGAUCUUGAGACGAGUAUACAACAUGGUCGUGAAGCCGUGUCUCUGUGCCUCCAGAGACAUGCUAGCCGUGGUACCUACCUCAACAACUUGGCCCUUUCACUCAUGUCCCGCUUUCACCACCAAGGCAAACUUAAUGACCUCAACGAGGCCAUUUCUUUUUACGAAGAAGCGCUACUCCUGUGCCCUAUUGGGAACGAAUCCCGUGAUAUCUCAUUGAACAACAUAGGGGCCGCCCUCAUCGCCCGCUUUCAUGAACGCGGCGACAUUGAUGACAUCACCCGAGCUAUCAACUUCCAUAGCGAGGCACUGACGUUGUGCCUACCUGGGCAUCCACGUCGUGACACCACUCUCAGCAACCUUGCCCUCGCGCUCAAAACCGGAUAUGUAGAAUCGCAUGUCAGCGAGCAUCUUGACACGGCCAUUGAUUGGUAUCGCGAAGCCCUUCAGUUAAAACGGCUUGACGAUCCAGAGCGCAGUAAAAUUCUUCAUAAUUUGAGCUCGGCACUCUGCAUUCGUUUCACGCAAACUCGGAAGAAUGAAGAUAUCGAGGAGGCCAUCAUUCUUUGCCAGGAAUCAUUGGCGGCUCUGUCUUCACUACACCCGGACAGGUAUUUCAGCUAUGGGCGGCUGCAGGAGGCCUAUUUGUCUCGCUAUGAGAUUCUGCACGACCCUGCUGAUAUGUCGCUCGCAGUGGAGAACUUCCAACUGGCGUCAAGGCACUUUACCCAGGGCUUUCCGAACCGUAUUACAGGAGCAUAUAAUUGGACCGUUGCAGCGGAGCAGCAUGGUCAUGGAUCCGCACUAGAGGCCUACAGCACAUGCUUCGACCUUCUUGACAGUCAUUUUGCAACGCGAUCAUCGACGAUCUCACGACGCGAAGCUUCUGCUGCCUUCUAUGAUAUCAGAUCACUACCUGUAGAUGCAGCAUCAUGUGCCAUCCGCCAUGACAAUAUACGAAAGGCAGUUGAGCUUGCAGAGCAGGGUCGUGGCCAGCAGUGGUCACUGGCAUCUCGACUCAGAACUCCAGUUGAAGACCUCAAGUCAGAAAAUCCGACACUGGCGCACAAUUACUUGGAGCUGAGCAAACUUGUUUCCAAUGCAGCCCAGGGUUCUGUAGCUAUCACCGACAGGGCUGCUGCUGAUCGGGCAGCAACAGAGUAUAGGAGACUUUCAAUGCAAUGGGAAGCUGUUGUAGCUGAAAUACGCGAUCUUCGGGCGUUCUCGCGGUUCCUGCUCCCACCUUUGUAUGAGGACUUGCAAACAGCAGCACGCCAGGGCCCGGUCAUCAUCUUCAUUGCGAGUGAAUACUCAUGCGGCGCCAUCAUCGUCCCGACGUCAGGAGAUCCUCAUCAUGUCCCAUUGUCAUCUGUCUCUCUGGCAGAUCUGACCACACUCAAGGAUCGCUUCGCCAGGGCAAUACGAGAUGCAUCUCAAAUGACCCCAGCAGAGUCGAGGACGGAUCUAAUAGUACUGUUGCGUAUAAUAUGGAACGAGAUCAUGCUACCCAUCGUCAAUGUCCUCCAGCAUGAUCUGAAAUUAAGAUACCACACUCGAAUCUGGCUGUGUCCGACUGCAGCUUUCACGUCUAUUCCGCUUCACGCGGCCCACCCUUUUCGAACGAACCCAGAUCGUUCUAGGGAGCCAUGCCUGGAGGAUCUCUACAUCUGCUCUUACACACCGACACUUUCGGCUCUGGUCAGGUCCAGACAGUUGAUGAAGACGCGUGUGCCUCCGUCCUUCGUGGCGAUCGGACAAGGUCAACCGGGUGCAGGUAAGGGCAAGGCACUCUUGGCUGUCGACAGUGAGCUCGAGCUUGUCCAUAAGCUCAUCCCUGCGACAACCCAACGCACCAUUAUUUCUGGCGACAAAGCUACACGCACAAAUGCACUCGAAGCUUUGCAGCAGAACACUUGGGUGCACCUAGCUUGUCAUGGCAAGCAGGACCCUGCGCAGCCUUAUAAUUCCCAUUUCGUCAUGAAAGACGCAGACUUGACGCUGCUCGAUAUCAUGGAGAGAGACAUCCCACAUGCCGAAUUUGCGUUUUUAUCAGCGUGUCAUACCGCCGUGGGCGAUGAGGAGACGCCCGACGAAGUGAUUCACCUCGCAGCUGGUCUGCAGUUUUCGGGGUUCAAGAGCGUCAUUGGCACAUUGUGGCAGGUGGACGACUCUGUCGCAAAACACAUCGUCAAAGCUUUCUACCAGAGUAUGUUCGAGAGUUUUAAGAAGGAUGGUGGUAUGAUGGACUGUACAAAAGCAGCCUGGGCACUGAACCGUGCUACGCACGCUGUGAAGACGAAGGUGCCGCUCGAGCAGAGGAUGGUCUUCAUUCAUAUCGGUGUAUAGUUUCUACAUCGUAUUGCUGUCGUCUGGUACCUACUAUCUACAAGUUGUUGAUCUGCAAUCUUCUUUCAUCCUGUUGUGCAAAUCAGGCCUGUUAUAUUCCUGCGCUCUAGCUAUAGCCUAUCUCUUUCUUUUGCAUGCUCUGUCUACUGCUAAUGUAAGCAAUGCCAAGGUAGCGGAUCUAUGCGUGUCGGCGCCA